Pistacia vera is the source of this 2130-nucleotide messenger RNA. RefSeq names its product pentatricopeptide repeat-containing protein At2g32630. Gene Ontology annotation, molecular function: protein binding. The coding region runs from base 41 to 1888 and encodes 615 amino acids. The record is from RefSeq and is a predicted model, not a curated record. The transcript has a single exon. Lineage: Eukaryota; Viridiplantae; Streptophyta; Magnoliopsida; Sapindales; Anacardiaceae.
AGUGACAGUAGCUUCUUCAAAUUCAACUCGUUAAUCAACGAUGUCAAUUCAAAAGCUACUACAAGCCUUCAAUAAAACCCACUUUACAAAUCCCACCUCAAUUGCUCAUCAAGCAAUCGCUUCAAACAUCGCUAAAACCCUCAUCAAAUCCGGCCUUAAACCCUUCGAAACGACCCCGCUUUUACUCUCAAAUUUCAACUCUGACAUUGCCAAUCUUGUUUUAUCAAACUCAAAUCUUCCUCCUCAAUCUUGUUUGAGUUUCUUCAAAUUUCUCCGCAGAAACCCAUCUCCCGUUGCGCAUAAACCCGAUCUUCAAGCCCAUGUAAUCCUGAUUUGUAGAUUAUACAAGGCGCAAAAGUUUGCUGAAAUGAAAAAUGUAUUGAGUUAUAUUGCAACUGAUGUUAGUCUUCGAUGCCCAGUUAUAAAUUUAGUUUCUUUAAUUGAAAAUGAAACUGCUGAGGCUAAAUUUGUUGAAAAGCUUUGCGACAUGUUGUUUAGAGUUUACGCUGAUAAUAGAUUGUUCGAUGAGGCUAUGUCGGUUUUCGAUUAUAUGGAGAAUAGCGGUAUGAAGAUUGAUGAGAGGUCUUGUAUGGUGUAUUUGAUUGCUUUGAAGAGAGGUGAUCAAAUGAAUAUGUGUUUUGGUUUUUUUCAAAGAAUGGUUAAGGCUAAUGUGAAUAUUACGGUUUAUACGAUGACGAUUGCGAUUGAUGGGUUAUGUAAGACAGGGGAUUUUAAAAGGGCUAGGGAUUUGAUGGAUGAAAUGAUUGGUAAAGGGAUUAAAGCUAAUGUUUUUACUUAUAAUACGCUUAUAAAUGGGUAUAUUAAAAGAAAGGAUUUUGUGGGUGUUAAUGAGAUGUUGAGCUUGAUGGAGAGUGAUCAAGUGGCUUAUAAUGCUGCUACAUAUACGCUUUUGAUAGAAUGGUAUGGGCGUUCAGGCAGGAUUGGUGAAGUUGAGAGAGUGUUUGAUGAAAUGCGUGAGAGAGGGAUGGAAGCUGAUGUUCAUGUGUAUACUUCAGUUAUUAGUUGGAAUUGUAGGGUUGGAAAUAUGAAAAGAGCAUUUGCCCUAUUUGAUGAGUUGACUGAGAGAGGCCUUGUUCCAAAUUCUCACACUUAUGGGGCUUUGAUUGAUGGUGUUUGCAAGGCCGGGCAGAUGGAGGCGGCUAUGAUGUUGGUAAAAGACAUGCAAAGCCAAGGAAUUAAUCCGAAUCAAGUGAUAUUCAAUACAAUUAUGAAUGGUUACUGUAUGAAGGGUAUGAUAGAUGAAGCCUUAGAAAUGCAGGCUAUCAUGGAAAAGAAAGGUUUGGAGAUUGAUGUGAUUUCUUAUAAUACGAUUGCCAGUGGCCUGUGUAAAUUGAAGCGGCUUGAGGAAGCAAAAAGGUGGUUGUUCACUAUGAUGGAAAGGGGUUUAGCUCUUAAUGUGGUGAACUUCACUACUUUGAUUGACAUUUUUUGCAAGCAAGGGAACUUAGAGGAAGCAAAGACGCUAUUUAAAGAGAUGAAAUUGCAGGGAGAGAGACCCAAUACUGCUGCAUACAAUGCGUUGAUUGAUGGUUAUACAAAGAAAGGGAAGAUGAAGGAAGCUCAUAACCUUAGAGCUGAGGUGGAAGCAGUUGGGAUGAUGCCAGAUGAAUACACAUAUGCAUCCCUUAUACAUGGUGAAUGCAUAUUUGGGAAAUUAGAUGAAGCACUAAGACUGUUUAAUGAAAUGAAACAGAGGGGUUUAACUCAAAAUGUAGUCACAUACACAGUAAUGAUUUCUGGUCUGUCUAAGGAGGGGAGAUCAGAUGAAGCUUUCAGAUUGUAUGAUGAGAUGAUUGAGGCUGGCCUUACACCUGACAAUAGAGUGUAUACUUCACUUGUUGGUAGCCUUCAUACAGCCAGGACUUAGUAUUAAAGGGUACUCAAUGACAGUGAAUGUACUAUUAAAAAAUUGGAUGGUUUAUCCCUAACCAGCUGAUGACAUGUCAAGCCUAUGAUUACCUUUUGUAAUCUAUUUAUGGUGACAGCAAUUUGAAAUCACGUCUUAGUGUGUGUGGAAAUGUUGAUGUUGGGUAAGGUAGGAGUUGAGUUGUCUGUAGCCUUUGGUGUAUGGAUUUGAUGCAAAAAGGAAUUGAAAUUGCUAAUUUAUCA